CAUAUCUAUCUCUUCUGUCACAUCUUUUGGUCUAAAGAAGCCUAUAGAAUAGCAGAGAAGAUAUAAUUACAAGGUGAUUGAAAGUGAAUAUAGGGUUGAUCUGAUCAUAUAAACAAGGUGAUUGAUAGAUUAUAAAAGUGUAGUGUAAUCAUGCCUCGAAGAUAUGAGUUUGGGAGGACGGAUGAUGCGACUCAUCCGCAUACCAUGCGAGCUACUUUGGCCGAGUUUCUCUCCACUUUUGUCUUUGUUUUUGCUGCUGAAGGCUCUGUCCUUGCUCUUGAUAAGAUGUACAGUGUGAGAGCGCUAGGAGCAUCAAGCCUGCUGCUGAUUGCACUUGCGAAUGCAUUCUCCUUCUUCGCGGCAGUGGCUUCCGCCAUCAACAUCUCCGGUGGCCACGUCAAUCCGGCCAUCACUCUCGGUGCACUUGUUGGUGGCAGACUCUCUCUUGUUCGUGCCAUCUACUAUUGGCUUGGACAAUUGUUGGGUGCUGUCAUUGCCUCUCUUUUGUUGAGGUUCUCUACCGAUGGCAUGAGACCAGUUGGAUUUGAAGUGGCAUCAGGCGUUGGAACCUGGCACGCAUUGUUGAUGGAGAUAAUACUCACUUUCGCGGUGAUGCACGCCUACUACUCAACCGCCCUUGAUCCCAAACGAGGCCAUCUGGGAACCAUUGCGCCUCUCGUAGUUGCACUCAUGGUUGGCGCAAGUGUACUAGUUGGAGGGCCAUUCUCCGGAGCGUCGAUGAACCCGGCUCGAGCAUUCGGACCGGCCUUGGUAGGCUGGAGGUGGAGCAACCACUGGAUAUACUGGCUAGGUCCUUUCAUCGGUGCUGCAUUGUCUGGUGUGGUCUAUGAGUUUGGAAUUAUCGAGGCCGAUCCGGCUCCGGUGGCCCGGCAUCCGACUCAUCAGCCCUUGGCUCCGGAGGAUUACUGAGGUGGUGAGUUGUGAAAAUGGGGAAUGUGUGUUUUAGUGUAAAAGGGUUGCUGGUGGUGUGAGGUGAAUAAAAAGUCUGUCUAGUUUGUUUGUUCAUGUGUUUGGGCUAGGACAGUUGGUGUGUGUGACUGUGUGUUGGUUUAGUGGUGUUGAACAUUGUUCAUUAUUGUGUGUGUUUGUGGACUUUGUGUCGAUUGUAUGUAUGGUCAGUUUGUUCUGUUCAGUAAUAAUCGGAGCACAGUUAUUGUUUGUGUAUUUUAAACUCAAAAAUUUAAGAAAAAUACUU
Molecule: messenger RNA, 1216 nt
Organism: Daucus carota subsp. sativus
Lineage: Eukaryota; Viridiplantae; Streptophyta; Magnoliopsida; Apiales; Apiaceae
Product: aquaporin TIP3-1
Exons: 3
Coding region: 151-930 (259 amino acids)
Biological process (GO): transmembrane transport; water transport
Cellular component (GO): membrane
Molecular function (GO): water channel activity
Source: RefSeq, a predicted model, not a curated record